Molecule: messenger RNA, 1083 nt
Organism: Aspergillus niger
Lineage: Eukaryota; Fungi; Ascomycota; Eurotiomycetes; Eurotiales; Aspergillaceae
Exons: 8
Coding region: 1-1083 (360 amino acids)
Biological process (GO): isoprenoid biosynthetic process
Molecular function (GO): prenyltransferase activity
Source: RefSeq, a predicted model, not a curated record
AUGGGAUUAGGAGAAGGGGGCAUCGCUGAGUUUAUAUGCACAGAUCCAGAAAGAAAGAAUCCUGCGUUGGCUGCAAUACUGCAGCUGGACGACACAAUCCUAUGGAAGCCAUACGAAUACCUUACCUCCACACCAUCCAAAGGCUUUCGCAAUCAUUUGAUAGACGCUCUUCAAGAGUGGUACAAGGUCCCGCAAGCCUCCUUGGCCGUCAUUUCCGGCGUGGCCUCUCUGCUCCAUGAAGCAUCUCUAAUGUUAGAUGAUAUACAAGACGACAGCCCCCUCCGGCGCGGCAAGCCUGCAGUACAUACCAUCUUCGGCGUGGGUCAAACCAUCAACUCUGCACGUUUUCACAUAAACAACGCCCUGCGCCUGUGCCUGCAGCUUUCUCCUUCUGCAUCGUUGAUCUUCUCCGAUCAAAUUGCCCAACUCUUCACCGGCCAAGCCCACGACCUCCAAUGGGCCAGACACAAAAGCAUCCCGACAGAGGAAGACUACUUCAGAAUGGUUGAUGGCAAAAACGGUGCCCUCCUGAUAUUGAUAUCGCGGCUCAUGCAGAAUGAAGCCACACAAAACCGCACCCUCGACCUAACCCACUUCAUGAAUCUGAUCGGACGAAGCCACCAACUUAGAGACGACUACCAGAACCUAGCAUCUCAGGACUACACAACCCAACGCGGCUUCUGCCAAGACCUUGACGAGGGAAAAUUCUCAUUCCCACUGAUUCGCGCUAUACAAAGCAGUACAGACGCUACUGUUCUCAUGGAAUGGCUACAGCAGCAAGGGGAAACCAACACCUCUCCUGAGAUGAAGACUUUCAUCCUUGGGGUGAUUGAACGGAGUGGGAGCUUGGAAGCGACCCGAAGUGUUUUGCGUGAUCUUUCUGUAGAAAUGAUGAGGCAGCUUGAGAAAAUUGAAAGGUUGACAGGGGUAAAGAAUUGGCUGUUGGGGAGUAUUUUGGCUAAGCUGCAGGGAGAGCUUUCUUCUCGUAGGGAUCAGGCGAGUAAGAAGGAGAAUACGUUAGAAAGUGUGUUGCGUGUGUGGGGUAGGUAUCGGGAUGAGGCGUGGAAGAAUGUUUUAAACUAG